AUGCAAGAUCUAGGCGAAGGAGACUCGCAAAGGCGAGCCUCAGAAUUGGAAAGACAGUUGAGAGAUUCUCAGCAACGUGAAGAAAAUUUCCAGAGACAGUUAAGAGAGAUGGCGCAGCGAGAAGGGAAUUUACAAAGGCAGUUUAGAGAGCAUCAGGAACGGGAACAAAACUCUCAAAGGCGGCUAACGUAGUUGCAGCAACGCGAAGAAAAUUUACAGAGGCAACUGAGGGAGACAAGACAGCAGUUGAGAAAUUGCCGAGGACAAGUUUCUGAACUACAGUUAAGUCUUUCAACAGCACAGGAAACAAUAAAUCAAUUGCGCAGCCAGGAAACACGUGACUGGGUUAUUCCUCGCGACGAAAUUCAAAUCACAGAGAAAUGCCUUGGGAGAGGAGGAUGGAGAAGUGUCAGUGAGGGAACGUAUUGUGUCUGUACUGUGGCAGUGAAACAAAUCCAUGAGUUGAUUCUUUCCCCUCAUAAAAAAAAUCUGUUUGAAAGAGAAAUGAAUAUCGCUUCUAAAUGCCGCCAUCCUCACUUACUACAGUUUAUCAGCGCCACAAAUGAUGAGGGAAACCCUCUGUUUGUGACCGAGCUGAUGGAGAAAAGUCUGCGCACUUUGUUAGAUCAGCGGCAACUCUCCGAGACAGAAAUAGCCGUCAUUUGUCUGGAUGUAGCUCUUGCUCUGAACUACCUUCAUCAGAAGAAACCAGAGCCUAUCAUUUGUAAAUGUUUUAGUUCAUUAGUCCUUUUG
Messenger RNA from Porites evermanni, 753 nucleotides. NCBI's taxonomy places the organism in Eukaryota, Metazoa, Cnidaria, Anthozoa, Scleractinia, Poritidae. The record is from the annotation of a GenBank genome assembly.